UACCGGCCCGCCUCUUCAUCAACAUCCCUCUCGGAUCUCCCACUUUCCACUCCACACACUUUCUCUCUCUAGAAUUCCAGAAUUACACAGAAGAGAUAAGAGUUAGAGAGAGAGAGAGAGAGAGAUGGGGGAUUGUAAGCGAAAUGCAGGAAUUUCAGCAAUGGGGGCAGCUUCGAGCGCGGACAACACGUCGAAGAGGAGGAAAAUAGAAGAGUUCUCUACGGUGGACAUUGACGAUGAUGGUGAUGAUGAGCUAGGAAUCGGAAGGUUGGGCGUGAAUUCUCCGGUGAAGUACUGGGACGACGGCGAUACUUGCUCGGCCAGCUUCUGCCUGGAUCGGUCGCCGGCGUCUUGCUGCUCCAGCAACGAGUCGAGUGACGUCGUUAAAGACGGCUUGCGACUUGUGGAUCUGGAGGUCAAGAGAUUCGAAUUCGAAACCGUCGACUCAACGUCCAUAAAAAACAUGAACAAGAACUUCAGGGAAACGACGUCGCCGUCAAGCGAGCUGAGCGUGGAUUCCGAGGAAACGGCGGCGGCUGACCGGAGAAGAAGAUCGCCGGCGGCGGAGAAGGCGCCUCCGGAAGACGAGAUCGAGAAGUUCUUCGCGGUGGCGGAGAAGUCGGAGCAAAAGCGUUUCGCAGAAAAGUACAACUACGACAUUGUGAACGAUAUGCCCUUGGAGGGUCGUUACCACUGGGUUUGUUUGAAGCCUUGAAGGUUAAAUUCGGAAAACACACAAAAAAUGAUGGAGAAGGGGAUUAGGCUAAAAUGACAGGGUAGGAAGGAGACUUUUGUUAUUUGUACAGUUUUUUUCUUUAAUUUAUUUUUCUUAGUCUACAUUGUAAGAAGAAGAAGGAAGCACUGUUUGUCUGUUACUUGAAGUACGUACCAAAAUUCCAUAGAAGCUUCUUUCCCAUCUUGCAAAAUUUGUAAUAAACACACACGUCCUUAUUUUUUAAGCUCUAAUUAUAUAACUAAUUGCCAGUAUUGGAUGGGACUUGGGUAGAGUAGAGACGUAAUUAUUUGGAAGGAUGUGCAUUAAUUUAAAUAUUGGUAGUUUGGUUUUUGGAUUAAUUGCAAAAGUGCUUUUUGUUUGGGUCUCUUUUGGCUGCUUCCAAUUUGUAAUUUUCCUUUUUCAGUUUGC
Messenger RNA from Morus notabilis, 1144 nucleotides. Its product is annotated as cyclin-dependent kinase inhibitor 7. Gene Ontology annotation, cellular component: nucleus. The record is from RefSeq and is a predicted model, not a curated record. NCBI's taxonomy places the organism in Eukaryota, Viridiplantae, Streptophyta, Magnoliopsida, Rosales, Moraceae. The transcript is spliced from 4 exons. Gene Ontology annotation, molecular function: cyclin-dependent protein serine/threonine kinase inhibitor activity. Bases 125 to 715 code for a protein of 196 amino acids. Gene Ontology annotation, biological process: negative regulation of cyclin-dependent protein serine/threonine kinase activity.